CCAGUCCAACUUUAUAACCAAAUAAAGCCUCUACGUCUCCAUAUCCUUUCUCUCUGUCAACUUUAUUAAAAUCUUAUAAGUUCUACCAUAUACCAUCCUCAAAUGUCCUCACAACAUUACCUUAUCACUAAUAUUCAAUGUCACUUCAACAACCAAAAUGAAUCUUGUUAGGAAAAAAGUUCUCAAGAGAAAGAUAUAUUUUUUUUUUGAACGAUAAUAGAGAAAGAGAAAGAACCUUAUUUACACAAAUUUACGGGAGUGUAUUAUUCAAGAAAAGGUUUCAGCAGAGUGUACACAAAUUGAAUUUAACGGGCUUCUGCUUGCAAUUGGAGAAACAUGGCUUCUGCUGGCCGCUGCUGAUUUGAGAAAGGGGAAGAUUCUUUCUUGUGUACAAGAAGCGAGAUGGAGGGUUGCAUGACUGAAGUUGUGAAGACUCUUGUUGAAAAAUUGUUAAACAAGGGAAAAGAAAAAUCACGCUAUUUACUUUGCUUCACACGCAUUGUUAAAGAAUUCAAUGAAGAAAAGGAGAAGUUGGAAGCAGAAAAUGCAACUAUGAAACAACGUUUUAAAGUGGCAAUCGAAAAAGGUAAAGAUAUUCAAUCUAAUGCUGAAUUUUGGGAAAAACAAGCUGACGGGCUCAUUCAAGAGAACACUGAGACAAAACAGAGAUGUUUUCUUGGAUUUUGCCCUGAUUGUAUUUGGAGAUAUAAAAGGGGAGAGGAUUUGGCAACCAAGACAAAAGUGAUUAAAGAUCUAAUAGAAAAGGCAGAAAAAUUUGAAAAUAUUGAAAUUACUCGUGGUCUUCCUGGUGUUGAGCGAUAUUCUUCUAAGGAUUACAUUUCAUUUGAAAGCAGAAAGUUGAAACGUAAAGAGCUUUUGGAUGCACUAAAAGAUGACAGCAACUAUAUGGUUGGAUUGCAUGGAAUGGGGGGUUCUGGUAAAACUACAUUGGCAAAAGAAGUGGGUAAACAACUGAAGACAUUGAAGCAUUUCAAUUAUGUUAUCGAUACGACAGUUUCAUCUAAUCUUGAUAUAAAAAAGAUUCAAGAUGAUAUUGCCGGAUCCUUAGUACUGGAAUGGGAAAACAAAAAUGAAUCAGAUCGACCUAAAAGUUUGUGGAAAAGAUUAACCAAUGGUGAUAAAAUUCUUGUGAUAUUGGAUGAUGUCUGGAAAAAUCUCAAUUUUGAUGAGAUAGGGCUUCCAAAUAGUGAUAAUUGUAAAGGAUGCAAAGUUCUUGUAACCACACGUGAAUUGGAGGUAUGCGAACAAAUGGAAUGUGGAAAGACAAUUCAACUACAACACUUAACUGAAGAAGAUGCAUUGAUCAUGUUCAAAAUGUAUGCCAAACUAAGCAAUAUUUCCGACAUAAGUAUUCUUGAUAAGGUACGUGAAAUCGUAGCUUUAUGCAAAGGAUUACCAGUUGCAAUUGUUACUAUCGCCAGAAGUUUGAAGGGAAAAAAACAUCGUGCAGAGUGGGAUCUUGCCUUGAAUUCCUUAAAAUAUCCUAUGUCCAUGGGCAAUGUUGAAGAUCAUUUGGUUGACAUUUUUAAAUGUUUGAAGUUUAGCUAUGAUAAUCUGAAGGAUGAAAAAGCAAAGGGAUUGUUCCUCUUAUGUUCUGCAUUCCCUGAAGAUGAAGAGAUUUCUGUUGAACUUCUAACUAGGCUUGGUAUAGGAGUCAACCUUUUUGGGGAAGGUUAUGACAAAUACAAUGAUGCUCGAACUCAAGUAAGUGCAGCAAAAAAUAAACUCCUACGUUCAUGUCUACUGUUGGAGACAGAGAAAGGAGAUGUGAAGAUGCAUGACUUGGUUCGGGAAGUAGCCCAAUGGAUAGUGAAGGAAGAGAUUCUAGCAGAAAAUUUAUUUGAAAAAAAUCAAAAGUCAUUGGUCGAAAAGAGUAAGAAUAUCAAAAUUUUGUACUUCCAUGGAAAACUAAGUGAAUUAUUUUCCUCAAAAAGUCAUUGGUCUGAUGGCUCUAAGCUUGAGAUUCUAAUUGCAAAAGAGUGUGAGUUCCAGGAUGUCCACACUUCAUUCCUUGAAAAUAUGGCAGGGCUUCGAGUUUUGAUUUUCUCAAAUUCAAAUUCUGCGAGACAUUCAUCAUUAGCAAAUUCAAUUAAGUUAAUGAUCAAUAUUCGUUCUCUAUCAGUUGAAAAAGUCAUUUUGGGGGACAUCUCUGUUUUGGGAAGCCUGCAAAGUCUUGAGACUCUUGAAUUGCAUUAUUGUGAAAUUGAUGAAUUUUCCCGUGAAAUUGCAAAGUUGAAGAAACUUAGAUUGUUGUGCUUGAAAGAAUGUGAAAUUAAAAACAAUAAUCCAUUUGAAGUUAUCCAGAGUUGCCCAUCACUUGAAGAAUUGUACUUCUUGAAGAGUUUCAAUAAAUCUUGUAAAGAAAUAACCUUACCUAGAUUGGAAAGGUAUGUUCUCAGUGAUUUUUAUAGAUAUUGGGAUGCUUCACAAUUAAAAGUUGUUGCUUUACGAGAAGAUUAUUUAUCAAAAGCAACAUAUAAGUAUGUGAUACAAACAUCAUAUUGUCUUCAUCUGUUUAGAAUGGAGGGAUAUAGAAAUCUCAUGCCAGAGAUGGUUCCUAUAAAACAAGGUAUGAAUGAUCUAAUUGAGCUUCAUUUGGAAGGUAGUUCACAACUACAGUGCCUUGUAGACACUAAACAAUUUCAAAAACCAAUUGUUUUCUCAAAGUUGGCUGUACUAGAGCUUGAGAGAAUGGAAGCUUUGGAAGAAUUAUGCAAUGGUCCCAUCUCCUAUGACUCAAUGAAAUUUUUUAAAAAGCUGUAUAUCAAGGAGUGUGAAAAUUUGCGAAGCUUGUUUAAAUGCAGCCUAAAUCUCAGCAGUCUAAAGAUUGUGGAAUUAAAACAAUGCUCAAAAUUGGUUUCUGUUUUUGAACUAUCAACUUCUCAAAGCUUGCCGCUGUUGGAGAAAUUGAAAAUAGUUAAUUGUAAGAAAUUGGAAAACAUAAUUGCAUUUGAAAGAACAGUAACGGAUGUCACAAUUGAAAAUAGUUGCUACUCAUUGUUUCCAAUGCUGAAAGUUCUUCAUAUUGAGAAAUGUGACCACUUACAAUUUAUACUUCCAAUUCUCUCUGCUCGAGACUUUGAGUUCUUAGAAGUUAUCAGAAUAAAAUGUUGUGACAAGCUGAAAUACAUAUUUGGCCAACACCAAGAUGUCAAACUCACAUCACUAAAAGAGGUGGCGAUUGUAGAUUUGCCAAAUUUCAUCGACAUAUGUCCACCCAAAGCUUCAUCCAUUUCCCAAGAUGGUUCUAAGCCACAAACACAACUUGACACUAUCAAAAGCAAUACAUUCUCUAUGUGUUGUUAUAGAUACAAACUGAAGAGUACGAAAAUCCCAUCUGUUUCUGAGGAUCAACCACAAGACUGCUCAAUCUCAUUGGAAUCAAAUUCAUAUUUCCUUGACAUAUUGAACAGUGCUCAAUAUCUUGAAGAGAUUAAAAUCUCUAAUGCUCCAAAGAUGAAAUCUGUAUUGAUCCUAUCCAUUCCUCUAAGAAUGUUGGAAAGUUUGAGAAUUGAGAAAUGUGAUGAAAUGAAGCAAAUAAUAAUAGACACUGGAGAUCAUAACAGUACUAGUGGCAAUAAAUUUGGUAAUGUCUUCCCAAAAUUGAAAAGGCUCUGGGUUGAAAAUUGUGUGCAAUUGGAAUACAUAUUUGGACACUACAAUCAUGAUCAUCAAAACCAGACUGAAAUGGCAAAACUUGAACUCAAUGAAUGCUCGCAGUUAGAUAGUGGUGAUUUGAUAACAACAAGAUCUAUGGACGGUACAAUAGUCAAGGAAUUGAGUGGCAAUGAAGAAAACAGACAACAAUUGAACUUAAGCUUGGAAGACAUUGACUUGUUUGAUCUGCCUAUGAUGAGGUGUCUUUUUGUGGGUCUGAAAUAUUCAUUUGUCCUCAAUAACCUUACAGAGAUGAAAAUCGUUCGAUGUGAAAAAUUGGAAAUUGUUUUCUCCACAUCUGUUUUAAGAUGCCUACCACAAUUGGUUAGACUAGAAGUAGAAGAAUGCAAAGAGUUGAAGCAUAUCAUUGAAGAUGAUUUGGAGGAUAAAAAAUUUCAGUCUUCAAACACAUUCUUCCCAAAGCUAGAAACAUUAAUUGUAACAAAAUGUGACAAGUUGAAGUAUGUGUUUCCAGUCUCCAUUUGUAAAGAGUUUCCUGAGCUAAAGGUUAUGUUGAUAAGAGAAGCAAAUGAGCUAGAGGAAAUAUUCAAAAGUGAUAAAAAAGAUGAGAUUGAAGAAAUAUCCAAAACUGAAGUUGAUAUUCCAAAUCUGAAAGCUGUAGCAUUUGCCUACCUACCAAGGCUCUACCAUGACCAGGGAGUUCAUUUUCAGACAGUUAAAUAUCGUGUGGUACAUAUUUGUCAAAAACUCUCUCUAACUUCAUGCAAUGAAGAUGAAGAUAAAGAUGACGGCGAUCCUUUCAGUAUCUUUGAAGAUUAUUAUUUGCGUAGUCGAUUUAGAGAAAUACAAAGAGAGUGCGACAAAGCAAAGGGAGAGCAUGAUGAAGAAUCAGAGAAUGAUGAAGAAACUGAUUCAGAUUACGACAAUGGCAAUGAUGAUGAGGUAUUUUCUGAACUUGCACGUGAUUUUAAGGAACAUCUUACCAAGGAAGUUGAAGUGUGAAAAUGUGUGAAAAACACCCAGAAACAAUCUUUCGAUCCCUAUCACAUGCAUGGUGUCUUGGACAAUAAGAAACCAUUUUUCCAUCAUUCAUAUAAAUGAGAUUUUAAUGCAUAAACACAACAUAAAGCUAAAGAGAAAUAUUAAAGAAAAAUAAACUUUGCUUAACCUAUUACUUAAAAAUAUGCUGCAACUAACUUACAUUUUCAUGCAAU
This is a messenger RNA of Medicago truncatula (barrel medic), 4853 nucleotides long. Its product is annotated as probable disease resistance protein At4g27220. The record is from RefSeq and is a predicted model, not a curated record. Gene Ontology annotation, molecular function: ADP binding. The coding region runs from base 403 to 4641 and encodes 1412 amino acids. Lineage: Eukaryota; Viridiplantae; Streptophyta; Magnoliopsida; Fabales; Fabaceae. The transcript has 7 exons.